AUGGCCGAAUUGACCACAACCAAUAAGUCGAAAACCAAUGAUGUCGCAACCAACGCGGACAAAACACCUGCUGACAUAUGGCUCCCUCCACAGCUUCGCCGAACUAUCAACGACCUGAAAUCCGCCAUCGACUCGGUCAUCAGCGUCCAAUCAAUCUCUCGAUUCCUGGACUUUUUCUCUGACCUCAACGAGCAAACGCCAGAUGUCCAAUCCGCCUUGCAAGGUGUGGCUCGAUACGCGCGACGCCAGGAGGACCGAGCUGCGCGGAAAAUAAAAAAGGCCCAAGAAGCAGUUGGGGAUUUGUCGGAUAAGGACAGAUACGACUUACAGCGAUUCUAUGCAGAGGAUCUAGUCAUCUAUCUCGGCAUAAACAUUCCUUUCAAUCUGGAAACCGGCCUUUCCGAAGACUUCCGUCAUGCGCAAAUCACAAUCUUUGACUUCGAGCACUGGCAUCGUGCGCUUGUCCGCGUGCGUGGGAUACAGGCGCAUAUUACCGAUGUGUUCUCCGGACUGCAUUGCAUCCAAGAGUUGAGGUGCAUGAAUGCGGCUGAAGAGGCAGAGCUGUUGCUACAGCGGGCUAAUGCCGAGGGAAAGCUAAAUCCGCAGUUUUGGGAACUGGACCAGGAGGAACAGGUUCUAGCUGUUGGUUGA
Penicillium bovifimosum is the source of this 651-nucleotide messenger RNA. RefSeq lists its product as uncharacterized. Bases 1 to 651 code for a protein of 216 amino acids. The record is from RefSeq and is a predicted model, not a curated record. The transcript has 2 exons. NCBI's taxonomy places the organism in Eukaryota, Fungi, Ascomycota, Eurotiomycetes, Eurotiales, Aspergillaceae.